ACUACUACUCCCGUCCUUCCCCUCGCCGUGCACCCCAACCGGGCGCUCUUCGGCUCCAAAGCCAGGCGAGGGCGCUACACUAUCUAAAUAUCUUUGAUAUUUAAUUUCGAAUUAUGUUUUAAACUUUCAUUACAUUUCGCUGGCAUUCAUAACAUAAUUUAAUAUAAGACCAAAGUCUCAUUUGUUUUUUUUUUUCCACAACAAAGAUGGCGGGAAUGUCGGCUAACUUUCGUUUCGUGUCGCAGUGUAGUGACGUUUUGUCGAGGUGGCGCGAAAUUUAGGACUAGCAGAGUAGCGUAUACAAAAGUAUCAGAUGCAUCUUGUUUUUAAAAGGCAGAAAAAAUCGAGAAUUAUUUUGAAGUUUUCAAACUAAUUAUUAGUGGAACAUGUUGUUUAUUAAAUAAGUGUAACUUGAAUGGUUUUAUUGUUCUUCGGAGGCUUCGCAAAGAUGGAUUUAUAAAUACAGUACUCUAGCUGUUUCCUUUUUAUUGUUAUAAACGUUAAUCUCUUCUAAAUUUACAAGUGUUUAUUCAGAAUUGUUGAUGUCUAGUAUCGGACUUGUGUCGGUCAUAAGGGCGAGAUCCGAGAGCUGAAACAUACUAUUUGAUAUUCACCGCUGUCUGAUCGCACUGUGUCUGUGAUGUCCGACGUGCUGUCCGAAGCCAGCGAAGGGAGCGGAGAUGACAGCCAGGAGCUGAUGACCCCAGCAGAGCUAAUCGAGAAGCUGGAAGAGGCCUGGCUGAAUGAGAAGUUCUCCCCUGAGCUCCUGGAGAACAAGUCUGAGAUUGUAGAGUGCGUAAUGGAGCAACUCACUCACAUGGAGGAGAACUUGCAGCGGGUGAAGAAGGGUGAUCUAAAGGCCAGCAUACACCGCAUGGAAAUCGACAGGAUCCGCUACGUCCUGAGCAGCUACCUUCGCUCACGUCUUCAGAAGAUUGAGAAGUAUUUUCCACAUGUCUUGAAGAAGGAGAAGUCUCGGGCAGAUGGUGACCCAUCCUAUUUAUCCCCAGAGGAAUUUGCCUUUGCUAAAGAAUACAUGGCCAACACAGAGACUUACCUGAAGAAUGUGGCUCUAAGACACAUGCCCCCUAACCUGCAGACAGUGGAUUUUGCCAAAUGUGUUCCGGAGCCCAGCUUGGACUCAUUUGUGUUCCUGCGAGUGAAAGUACAGCAGGAGAAUAUCUUGGUGGAACCAGAGACAGAUGACCAGAGUGAAUAUGCCGUUGACCUGGAGGUGGGCUCACAGCACCUGAUGCGUUACCGCACUAUAGCGCCCCUGGUGUCCAAUGGGGCAGUGCAGCUCAUCUAGGAGUGCAGCAGCAGAGCGUCCAUCGUCCCUUGGCUGAGUCUUCGCUUUUUCCAGCUUGGUUACUCAAGCCUGGUUAAAAAAGAUGAGAACGAAGUGGACAAAUUCUACAGAAUUUUAAAAAGAAAGAAGGCGGUCUGAGUUGGUCUGUUAAAUGGCAUUAGUUUACACACGUCUGUAAUGACAGGAUCUAAAACGUAAGGAGUGGUUGUAGAAGAUUUUUUUUCUUUUUUUCAUUCUUUUCUGUAUUUACUUUCAAAAUGAUCUGAAGAGACAAAGGGACAACACUUCAUAUCAAUGGAAAGAAGAUUUAAAAGACUUUAAAAGUUUUUAGUUCUCCUGUCUGGAUUAAUGAAUGCAGUGUGUUACAUUCCAUGCGGGGUUGAGCUGCAGUCAAAUGGAUAUUUGUGUAAAACGAUUUUCCACAUCUUCUUACACUUUGAACACACAAAGUGUACCUUUGUGUACACUGUUCAAAGUGUACACAAAGGUACACUUUGAACAGUACCUUUAACAGUUAUGGCAGUUAAGCAUCAGUCCCAGUAUUUUCAAUUAGUUAAUUCCCAAGAACACCUUAAUUACUAAUAGCUUGGUAGAAAGAGCUUUUUAUAUACUUAGAAGAGGUAUUAUUAACAUAUCACAACACUCUGAAGAACAGUGCUUAUUGCACUAAAUUUCCAAAUUCCAUUGUUACAUGAUGCCAAUGCUAAUAUCUACAGUGGUGUUCAUUGAUAUGUAUAUUUCUAGCUUUCUAUCCAACAUUUGUAAAGAAGACUGAAAUCAGUGUUAACCUAAAAAUAGCAUUGCUUUAAUUAAGCCCUUUGCAGUCUUGGCUGUUCGAGCUGCAUGAUCACAGUGUUUCAGGAUCAGAAUCUGUAGUAGUCACACGUCGUCGUCGUCGUCCUUACCAUAUGGUACCAUGACAAGGAGAGGAGGUGCCCUGGCCUGUGAUAACCCAAUGCAGUGCCAGAUCUUAUAUAACUCUGUACUGCUGCCAAAGAGCAACUGCUUUAUGUUUCACUGGCAUAAAGACAUCCUCAUGCUCAUUUCUUGUUUAAUUGUGUGGUUACUGUUUCUGUAACUGUCAUAUUGCAUGCUGAAUUUUCCCAUUCCCCCUGGAGAACUUUCUACAGUAAUUAAAAUUGUUUACCUUUC
Messenger RNA from Lepisosteus oculatus (spotted gar), 2461 nucleotides. RefSeq names its product GINS complex subunit 4 (Sld5 homolog) (gene gins4). Lineage: Eukaryota; Metazoa; Chordata; Actinopteri; Semionotiformes; Lepisosteidae. The record is from RefSeq and is a predicted model, not a curated record. Gene Ontology annotation, biological process: DNA-templated DNA replication; double-strand break repair via break-induced replication. Gene Ontology annotation, cellular component: GINS complex.